AUGCUCGCGACCGCCAGAUCUGCCAUUCGCCUCGCGCCCGCGCUCCGCGUCGACGCCCACGCGCGCGCGCGGCCCGUUCGAGUCGGAUAUUCCCCGAUACGCCGCCGAGACCUCACUCUCCCGACCUUCGCCCGCGCCUCCCUCGGCGACGCUCGCGGGCGUCGGCCGAUAUCCUCGCCCGUCGUUUCAUCGCGUCCGGGAUCCGCCUCGGCGUCGCGCCGCCGCGCGUCGCGGCGCGCGGCGGCGGAGGGCGACGGUGCGGGCGACCGCGACGAGGACUCCGGCCAGUCCUCGGUCGCCGAGGCUGAGACGAACGCCGCCGACGACGCCGACUCGUACAACGUCGCCGAGGAGAUGCCCGACACGAUCCCGUACAAAUCGAGGGACUCUGCCGACGAAGAGGACGACGACGACGACAUCGAGCUGCCGAGCCCCGGAGCCAACGCGGAGGCUGUCAAGCCCGCCAAAGGCAAGGAUAGGGCUUGCGCCUUUUUUCCUUGUUCAGUUCCCUUUUUACCGUCUUUCUGUUUCUGGUGUCCCUUUUCUGGUAUCUGCCUUGAUUGCACGCAUCACAGACGUAAAGAGCUACGUGAUCUCGCGUGUUCGCAGAGCAACAGGGAGACGCACGAACUGACCCGCGGACGCCGUCACUUUGUUCGCACCCCACCAACCGGAUGGAAGGCAAAGCCCGAGUACGCCAAGCCCACGCCGCAGGCGUACUUCCGCGGACAAGCAGGAUACUCAAAGGUGAGGGGACAUCAUCGAACAAACACGUGCACGGACCAAGGAGCAAGGGAAACAUCUUCGGCGGCUCACCCCUCACUUUUUUUUUGCGGGCCCUACCCCGCGUUCUACCCCCCGGAUGCUCGCAACUACCAGUACAAGCGCCACCUCAUGGUCGCCGUCGACGGCUCGAAGGAGUCCGAGCACGCGGUCGAGUGGACCAUCGGGCACCUCUGCCGCAGCGGUGACUUGCUCCACAUCGUCCACGUCGAGACCGCGGGAGACAUGGACCCGCGACUGAACACGUACGGUUCCUUCGCCCGCACGCAUCCCCCGUCGGUUCCCGGCGCCCGAAACGACAUCGGCCUCGCGGUCCCCUUCCCCGCGAACGUCGGCGGCGACGACGGCGACGACGACGCGGCGUGGGCGCCGAAGCCGAUGCUCGAAUUCAGAGUGAGUCCCCGCUCGAACCGCGCUCAAACUGACCUGUUUGCCCCCCCCAAAAAAAACAUCCGUUUUCACAUUCGCAGUCCGACUUCCCGCGCGUUCCCGGAUGCGGUGGACCUCUCGCUGAUGGUCGAUCCCGAAGCGCAGGAGCAGUACUGGUCCAACGCCGUGAAGCGCACGGAGGAGAUGCUCGACGAAGUGUACGACCGACUCAAGGCGACGCACGCUCGCGACUUUUACUUCUCGGCGCUAAUAUUCGGCGUCCGCGGCUGGUGCGGCGGCUCACUCGCAGGCGAGCUCGCCGGCGACGGCGAGGACAUGACCCGCUUUCCGCAGCCCGUCGAGCUCGACGCGGUACUGGACACGACGUUUGAGCCCGUGGCCGAGGUUGUGCUCAAACGGGCCAAGGAUCUCGAGGCCGAGAUGCUGGUCGUCGCGCAUCACUCGCGAAACUGGUGGGAAAAGGCGCUCGUGGGCAGCGUGGCGCAGUACCUGAUCGACAGGAGCGACGUGAACGUGGUGGUGCUGCACUGA
This is a messenger RNA of Micromonas commoda, 1704 nucleotides long. RefSeq lists its product with no specific name. Lineage: Eukaryota; Viridiplantae; Chlorophyta; Mamiellophyceae; Mamiellales; Mamiellaceae. The record is from RefSeq and is a predicted model, not a curated record. The transcript is spliced from 4 exons. The coding region runs from base 1 to 1704 and encodes 567 amino acids.